AUGGCAUUCAUCAAGUCCCUCCUGGCUCUGGCCGUAGUGGCUUCCUCUGCAAUCGCCUCACCCAUCGAUAACCUGCCAGUCCUCGAGUCCCGUCAAGACCCAGGUCCUGGUUCAUGCCGCAACCAGAGCUGCCUGAUCGCAACCGUCGCCGGGUCCACCGGCGCUACUACAUACCCCUAUGACCAGUACCCCAUCAUGGACACUCAGGACGGCGACUGCUGCAUCGUUCGCUACUUCCCAGCAGUCAAGAAUAGCAUCUAUGAGGCCCGUCCAGGUCUCCAGGAGUACUGUGCCAGCCACGGUGGUGACGCUCCACGCGAUGCCAACCCGCCAGGCGUCGUCGACAUCCACAAGCGCGCCACUUGCAAGCCCAAGAUUCUCAUCUUUGCCAAGGGAACACUCGAGCCGGGCCCUAUUGGUAUUACCGUCGGCCCGAGCCUGAAGCAGAAGUUGGAUGCCAACGUGUGGGAUGUCAGGGGCUUCAACUACGACAACUCAUUUGCGAAUGACCUGUGCCUCGGGCUGCCGGGCGGUGUCACUGCGAGGGGAGUGCUGGAGUCGACGGCAGCUGAGUGCCCGAGUUCCGUGAUUGUUCUGAGUGGGUAUAGUCAGGGCGCCAUGGUCGUGAGAAACGCUCUCGCUCGUGCCAAGGCCUCUGCUGUAUCCAGAGUCAAGAACGUCGUCACUUUCGGCGACCCAUUCAACGGUGCCAACAUCGGGCAAUACACUGGCCCAAGGCACGUUUUCUGCGCCCAGGGAGACGGAGUUUGCGAUGGUCAACUGAACAUUGGUGCCGCCCAUCUCUCCUAUGGAUCAGAUAUUCCUGCUGCUGCUGCCAUCAUCAGUGCCACCCAGUAA
Pseudovirgaria hyperparasitica is the source of this 858-nucleotide messenger RNA. RefSeq names its product alpha/beta-hydrolase. Gene Ontology annotation, cellular component: extracellular region. The coding region runs from base 1 to 858 and encodes 285 amino acids. Gene Ontology annotation, biological process: carbohydrate catabolic process. The record is from RefSeq and is a predicted model, not a curated record. Gene Ontology annotation, molecular function: cutinase activity. NCBI's taxonomy places the organism in Eukaryota, Fungi, Ascomycota, Dothideomycetes, Acrospermales, Acrospermaceae. The transcript has 3 exons.